AUGGCGUUCAACGCGGGUGCGUCGGGCAUGCCGCCCACGCCACCCAGCGAUGAGCAGCUGGAGGCCAAGGCGCGCAAGUGGCGUCAGCUGCAGUCCAAGCGUUACUCGGAGAAGCGCAAAUUUGGCUUUGUCGACACCCAGAAGCAAGAGUACCCACCCUCGGUCAUCCGCACCAUUAUUCGAGACCAUGGUGACAUGUCCAGCCGCAAGUUUCGCCAUGACAAGCGCGUGUACCUGGGCUCACUCAAAUACAUGCCCCACGCUGUGCUCAAGCUUCUUGAGAACAUGCCCAUGCCCUGGGAACAGAUCCGUGAGGUGCCCAUCCUGUAUCACGUGACUGGCGCCAUUACGUUUGUGAACGAGGUGCCUUUUGUGAUUGAGCCCGUGUAUAUCGCGCAGUGGGGUACCAUGUGGAUCAUGAUGCGUCGCGAGAAGCGCGAUCGCCGUCACUUUAAGCGCAUGCGCUUCCCGCCCUUUGAUGACGAAGAACCCCCACUGGAUUAUGGUGACAACGUCCAGGACGUGCCACCCCUCGACGCCAUUCAGAUGGAGCUGGAUGAGGAGGAGGAUGCCCCCGUGUACGAGUGGUUCUACGACCACAAGCCCCUGCUGGACACGGGCCUCGUCAACGGUGAGACCUACCGGAAGUGGACCUUGCCUUUGCCCAUCAUGUCCAACCUGCAACGCCUCGCCGGGCAACUGCUAUCCGACUUGACGGACAACAACUACUUUUAUCUCUUUGACCUCAAGUCCUUUUUCACGGCCAAGGCCCUCAACUUUGCCAUUCCCGGUGGUCCCAAGUUUGAGCCCCGCUUCCGUGACGAUGGCAUCACCGACGACGACUGGAACGAGUUUAAUGACAUUAACAAAAUCAUCAUCCGUCACCACAUUCGUUCCGAGUACCGCAUUGCCUUUCCAUACCUGUACAACAACAUGCCACGUGAGGUGCAUCUGGCCAAGUACCACUCCCCCACUGUCGUCUUUAUCAAGUCGGACGAUCCGGAUCAGCCCGCCUUUUAUUAUGAUCCAAUCAUCAACCCCAUUGCCAACCGCCAGGCCAACAAUCUGGAUGAGAUUGAGCCCGAAGACGAGGAGUUUAUCCUGCCCGACGAGGUCGAGCCCUUUUUGGCCGAGACCCCGCUCUACACGGAGAACACGGCCAACGGCAUCACCCUGCUCUGGGCCCCACGCCCCUUCAACUUGCGCUCGGGCUUUACUCGCCGUGCACAAGACGUGCCCCUCGUUAAUACCUGGUACCAGGAGCACUGCCCCACUGGCCAGCCCGUCAAGGUUCGCGUGUCCUACCAGAAGAUGCUGAAGAUUUUCGUUCUCAACUCGCUCAAGGCCCGCCCUCCCAAACCUUGCAAGAAGCGUUCGCUCUUCCGCUCCUUCAAGCAGACCAAGUUCUUCCAGAUGACGCGCCUUGAUUGGGUGGAAGCUGGUCUCCAGGUCUGCCGCCAGGGCCACAACAUGCUCAAUCUGCUCAUUCAUCGCAAGCAACUCAACUACCUCCAUCUUGAUUUCAACUUCAACCUGAAGCCUGUCAAGACACUGACCACCAAGGAGCGCAAAAAAUCGCGCUUCGGUAACGCCUUCCACUUGAUGCGUGAAAUCUUGCGCCUGACCAAGCUUGUGGUCGACUCGCACGUCCAGUACCGCCUGGGCAACGUUGACGCCUUUCAGUUGGCGGAUGGUCUCCAGUACACCUUUGCCCACGUUGGUCAACUCACCGGCAUGUACCGUUACAAGUACAAGCUCAUGCGCCAGAUUCGUAUGACCAAGGAUUUGAAGCACAUCAUUUACUAUCGCUUCAAUACCGGACCCGUCGGCAAGGGCCCCGGCGUGGGUUUCUGGGCGCCUGGCUGGCGCGUAUGGCUCUUUUUCCUGCGUGGCAUUGUGCCCCUUCUUGAGCGAUGGUUGGGUAAUCUGUUGGCCCGUCAGUUCGAAGGUCGCGUGUCCAAGGCCGUUGCCAAGACAGUGACCAAGCAGCGCGUCGAAUCUCAUUUCGAUCUCGAGCUGCGCGCCUCUGUCAUGCACGACAUUCUUGAUAUGAUGCCCGAGGGCAUGAAGGCCAACAAGGCCCGCGUCAUCAUGCAGCACCUUUCAGAGGCUUGGCGUUGCUUCAAGGCUAACAUUCCCUGGAAAGUCCCGGGCCUGCCCACGCCCAUUGAGAACAUGAUCUUGCGUUACGUCAAGAGCAAGGCCGACUGGUGGACCAACACGGCCCACUACAACCGCGAGCGUAUCCGUCGUGGUGCCACUGUCGACAAGACCGUCUGCAAGAAGAACCUGGGUCGCCUUACUCGUCUCCACCUCAAGGCUGAGCAGGAGCGCCAGCACAACUACCUCAAGGAUGGCCCCUACGUCUCAGCCGAGGAGGCCGUUGCUAUUUACACCACCACUGUCCACUGGCUCGAGUCGCGCCGCUUCAAGCACAUCCCUUUCCCGCCGCUUACCUACAAGCACGACACCAAGCUGCUGAUUCUUGCCCUCGAACGCCUCCGCGAGGCGUACAGCGUCAAGAACCGCCUCAACGCCUCGCAGCGCGAGGAGCUUGGCCUGAUUGAGGCCGCUUACGACAAUCCCCACGAGGCCCUCAUGCGCAUUAAGCGCCAUCUCCUGACCCAGCGUGCCUUUAAGGAGGUGGGCAUUGAGUUUAUGGACAUGUACUCGCACCUCGUGCCCGUGUACGACGUCGAACCUCUGGAGAAGAUUACCGAUGCCUACCUGGAUCAAUAUCUCUGGUACGAGGCUGAUAAGCGCAAGCUCUUCCCCUCAUGGGUCAAGCCCUCCGACACGGAGCCCCCGCCGCUGCUCGUGUACAAGUGGUGCCAGGGCGUGAACAACCUGCAGGAUGUCUGGGAGACGGCCGAGGGCGAAUGCAACGUUAUGAUGGAGACAUCGCUGGAGCGCAUCUACGAAAAGAUGGAUCUCACCCUUCUCAACCGUCUGCUUCGCCUCGUCGUCGACCAAAACGUGGCCGACUACAUGACGGCCAAGAACAACAUUGUCAUCAACUUCAAGGACAUGAACCACACCAACUCCUAUGGCCUCAUUCGCGGCCUGCAGUUUGCCUCCUUCAUUGUGCAGUACUACGGUCUCGUCAUUGAUCUCCUGGUCCUCGGCCUGAACCGUGCCUCGGAGAUGGCUGGUCCACCCCACCUGCCCAACGACUUUUUGACCUUUCAAGACGUUGCCACCGAGACCUCGCACCCGAUUCGCCUGUACUCACGCUACAUUGACCGCAUUCACAUGUUCUUCCGCUUCACUGCGGAGGAGGCGCGUGACCUCAUCCAGCGUUAUCUCACCGAGCACCCCGAUCCCAACAACGAGAACAUUGUUGGCUACAACAACAAAAAGUGCUGGCCCCGUGAUGCGCGCAUGCGUCUCAUGAAGCACGACGUCAACCUCGGUCGCGCCGUCUUUUGGGAUAUCAAGAACCGCCUCCCGCGCUCCCUCACCACCAUCGAGUGGGAGAACAGCUUCUGCUCGGUCUACUCCAAGGACAAUCCCAACCUGCUCUUUAACAUGUGUGGCUUCGACGUCCGCAUUCUUCCCAAGCUUCGCGCCCAGGCCCACGACUUUAAGCACCAGGAUGGUGUCUGGAAUCUUCAGCACGAGAUCACGAAGGAGCGCACCGCCCAAGCCUUCCUCCGCGUGGACGAAGACUCGUUGCAAAAGUUCCACAACCGCAUCCGUCAGGUCCUCAUGUCCUCGGGUAGCACGACCUUCACCAAGAUUAUCAACAAGUGGAACACGGCCCUCAUUGGCCUCAUGACCUACUACCGCGAGGCCGUUGUCAACACGCAGGAGCUCCUGGACCUGCUCGUCAAGUGCGAGAACAAGAUUCAAACGCGUGUCAAGAUCGGGCUCAACUCUAAGAUGCCUUCCCGUUUCCCGCCCGUCGUCUUUUACUGCCCCAAGGAGCUCGGCGGCCUGGGCAUGCUUUCCAUGGGCCACGUGCUCAUCCCCCAGUCAGAUCUGCGCUGGAGCAAGCAGACGGACGUGGGCAUUACUCACUUCCGAAGCGGCAUGUCCCACGACGAGGAUCAGCUGAUCCCCAACCUCUACCGCUACUUGCAGCCCUGGGAGUCUGAAUUCAUCGACUCGCAGCGCGUCUGGGCCGAAUUUGCGCUCAAGCGCCAAGAGGCCAACGCGCAAAACCGCCGAUUGACGCUCGAGGAUCUCGAGGACUCGUGGGAUCGUGGUAUUCCUCGCAUCAACACGCUGUUCCAGAAGGACCGCCAUACGCUGGCUUAUGACAAGGGCUGGCGCGUGCGCACUGAGUUCAAGAUGUACCAAGUCUUGCGGAACAACCCCUUUUGGUGGACGCAUCAGCGUCACGACGGCAAGCUGUGGAACCUGAACAACUACCGCACGGACAUGAUCCAGGCCCUGGGUGGUGUCGAGGGCAUUCUUGAGCAUACCCUCUUCAAAGGCACCUAUUUCCCCACCUGGGAGGGUCUCUUCUGGGAGAAGGCCAGCGGUUUCGAGGAGAGCAUGAAGUACAAGAAGCUGACCAACGCGCAGCGUGCUGGUCUCAACCAGAUUCCCAACCGUCGUUUCACUCUGUGGUGGUCCCCCACUAUCAACCGCGCCAACGUUUACGUCGGCUUCCAGGUCCAGCUCGACCUGACGGGCAUCUUCAUGCACGGCAAGAUUCCCACGCUGAAGAUCUCCCUCAUCCAGAUUUUCCGUGCGCAUCUUUGGCAAAAGAUCCACGAGUCCGUGGUCAUGGAUCUCUGCCAGGUCUUUGAUCAGGAGCUGGAUGCUUUGGAGAUUGACACGGUGCAGAAGGAGACCAUUCAUCCUCGUAAGUCGUACAAGAUGAACAGCUCUUGCGCUGAUGUCCUCCUAUUCGCCGCGCAAAAGUGGCCCAUCAGCAAGCCCUCGCUGCUGGCAGACCCCAAGGACCAAAUGGACAUGAUCACUUCGGACCGCUACUGGCUGGAUGUGCAGCUGCGUUGGGGUGACUAUGACUCGCACGACGUGGAGCGUUAUGCCCGUGCCAAGUUUCUCGACUACACCACUGACAACCAGUCCAUCUACCCCUCACCCACGGGCGUUCUCAUCGCCCUUGACCUGGCCUACAACCUGCAUUCGGCCUACGGCAACUGGUUCCCUGGUUGCAAAAUCCUGAUGCAGCAGGCCAUGGCCAAGAUCAUGAAGGCCAACCCGGCCCUGUACGUGUUGCGCGAGCGUGUGCGCAAGGGUCUGCAGCUCUACUCUUCCGAGCCCACCGAGCCCUACCUCUCGUCGCAGAACUACGGCGAGCUCUUCUCCAACCAGAUCAUCUGGUUUGUGGACGACACCAACGUGUACCGCGUCACCAUCCACAAGACGUUUGAAGGUAACUUGACGACCAAGCCCAUCAACGGCGCCAUCUUCAUCUUCAACCCGCGCACGGGGCAGCUCUUCCUCAAGAUUAUCCACACAUCUGUGUGGGCUGGCCAGAAGCGUCUGUCACAGCUGGCCAAGUGGAAGACGGCUGAAGAAGUGGCUGCGCUGAUUCGCUCCCUGCCCGAGGAAGAACAGCCCAAGCAAAUCAUCUGCACGCGCAAGGGUAUGCUUGACCCCCUGGAGGUGCACAUGCUCGAUUUCCCGAACGUUGUGAUCAAGGGCUCGGAGCUGUCUCUGCCCUUCCAGGCGUGCCUCAAGGUGGAAAAGUUUGGCGAUUUGAUUCUCAAGGCCACCGAGCCCCAGAUGGUGCUGUUCAACCUCUACGAUGACUGGCUGCGCAACAUCUCGGCUUACACGGCGUUUUCGCGUCUGAUCUUGAUCCUGCGUGCCUUGCACGUCAACGUGGACAAGGCCAAGAUCAUCCUCAAGCCCGACAAAACCACCGUGACCGAGCCCCACCACAUCUGGCCGACGCUGUCGGAUGAGGAGUGGAUUCGGUGCGAGGUGGCCCUCAAGGACCUGAUUCUGGCCGACUACGGCAAGAAGAACAACGUCAACACGACGUCGCUCACCCAGUCAGAGAUUCGUGACAUUAUCCUGGGUAUGGAAAUCUCGGCGCCCUCGCAACAGCGCCAGGAGAUUGCGGAGAUUGAGAAGCAGACGCGCGAGCAGAGUGCGCUGACUGCCACGACCACCAAGUCUACCAACGUACAUGGUGACGAGAUGAUUGUGACAACCACCAGCAACUACGAGCGCAGCGUCUUUAGCUCCAAGACCGAUUGGCGCGUGCGGGCCAUCAGCGCCACCAACCUGCCUUUGCGUACCAAGCACAUUUAUGUCCCCGACCACGACAUUACCGAAUCAGGCUACACUUACGUGCUGCCCAAGAACAUUUUGACCAAGUUUAUCUCGAUCAGUGACCUGCGUACCCAGAUUGCGGGCUACAUGUUUGGCGUGUCACCCCCGGACAAUCCUCAGGUGAAGGAGAUUCGCUGCAUUGUCAUGGUGCCGCAGACGGGCACGCAUCAAAUGGUUGACUUGCCCAAUCAGUUGCCGGAGCACGAGUACCUGGAGGAGCUGGAGCCUCUGGGCUGGAUCCACACGCAGCCCAACGAGCUGCCCCAGCUGUCGCCCAUUGACAUUACCACGCACGCCAAAAUCAUGGCGGACAAUGAGUCAUGGGAACUGGACAAGACUUGCAUCAUGACGUGCAGCUUCACGCCCGGUUCCGUCUCGUUGUCGGCGUACAAGUUGACGCCCGGAGGCUUUGAAUGGGGACGCAACAACAAGGACACCAAGAGCCCCAACCCACAGGGUUACUCACCUUCGCACUACGACAAGGUGCAGAUGCUUCUGUCAGAUCGUUUCCUUGGCUUUUUCAUGACGCCUGUUGAGUCGUCAUGGAACUUCAACUUUAUUGGCGUGAAGCACAAGGCUUCCAUGCGCUAUACCCUCCAGCUGGCUAACCCGAAGGAGUUUUAUCACGAGGUACAUCGACCCAGCCACUUUUUGCAGUUCAGCAAGAUUGAGGAGGAGGACGGCACUGAUGGUGCUGAUCGCGAGGACAUGUUCAGCUAG
Messenger RNA from Monosiga brevicollis MX1, 6978 nucleotides. RefSeq lists its product as uncharacterized. Gene Ontology annotation, molecular function: U5 snRNA binding; U2 snRNA binding; protein binding. Lineage: Eukaryota; Choanoflagellata; Craspedida; Salpingoecidae. Gene Ontology annotation, biological process: spliceosomal tri-snRNP complex assembly; mRNA splicing, via spliceosome. The coding region runs from base 1 to 6978 and encodes 2325 amino acids. Gene Ontology annotation, cellular component: catalytic step 2 spliceosome; U5 snRNP. The transcript is spliced from 4 exons. The record is from RefSeq and is a predicted model, not a curated record.